Sardina pilchardus (European sardine) is the source of this 1964-nucleotide messenger RNA. RefSeq names its product protein tyrosine phosphatase non-receptor type 18 (gene ptpn18). The record is from RefSeq and is a predicted model, not a curated record. Gene Ontology annotation, biological process: peptidyl-tyrosine dephosphorylation. Gene Ontology annotation, molecular function: non-membrane spanning protein tyrosine phosphatase activity. The transcript is spliced from 17 exons. The coding region runs from base 140 to 1705 and encodes 521 amino acids. Lineage: Eukaryota; Metazoa; Chordata; Actinopteri; Clupeiformes; Clupeidae. Gene Ontology annotation, cellular component: cytoplasm; nucleus.
UCAUGCGCGCGUUAGUCGAUUGUCGCCCUCAUGUCCAGAUGUAGAUCACACAAAGCUCGCGCCUUUCAGUCAGCUGCUAGCUCUUGGUGCUAUGGUUAGGUAGAGGUUUGACGACAGCAUUACAGUGCCUUUCUCAAAAAUGGAAAGACACCUGCUGAAGUUUAUUCAUGAGGCAAAGUCACGGGAACAUGUGGACAACCUUACAUCCGAGUAUAGCAGGGUACGUCAGCUGUCCAUUAAGAGGAAGCAGGAAUUGGGCCUAACGGCAGAGGAAGGACGCCUUCAGGAGAACGUGAAGAAGAAUCGCUACAAGGACAUAUUGCCCUAUGACCAGACCCGUGUUUCUCUCAGUCUGUGUACAAGCGAGAAUGAUUCUGACUACAUCAAUGCCAGCUUUAUCCAGGGUGCCACUCCAAACAAGAGCUACAUUGCCACUCAGGGACCCCUUGGCCACACCGUGGUGGACUUCUGGAGAAUGAUCUGGGAGUACGACGUGAGGGUCAUUAUCAUGGCUUGUAAAGAAGUAGAGCUGGGAAAGAAAAAAUGUGAAAACUACUGGGCUCCUAUUUCUAUGUCAUCAGUGUAUGGCACCUUCACAGUAACAAAUUUGGAAGAAUCUGGAACGGAUGAGGAAGUAAUUAGAAGGACGUUUGUGGUGAAAUAUAACCAAGACUCCCGCUUCAUCUACCAUUUCCAGUACACCACGUGGCCUGACCAUGGCAUCCCUCAGGCCUCGGAUGGCAUCUUACAGAUGCUGCAGCUGGCCAUGCAAGCGCAGGGAAAACACACGGCCCCUGUGCUGGUCCACUGCAGUGCUGGUUGUGGGAGAACGGGGGUGCUGUGUGCCGUGGAUUAUGUUCAUGAUCUUUACCAAAGCAAGCAAAUCAAAGAGGAUUUCAACCUAAUGGACAUCAUUCUGGAUAUUCGAGAUCAAAGACCCUCAGCUGUACAGACAAAGGAGCAGUAUGCGUUUGUAUUUAAAACGGUGGUGCAGAUGCUUGAAAAGGCCAUGUCUCGGACUAAUUAUGAAAACCUCAAUGAGCAUCGCCUCUCUCUCUACAAUGACUCCAAGGAGCCGGUGAAGACUACGCUCAGAUCCUCGUUAUCCUGCGGCAGAGUGAGCGGCGAGAGCCUGAAACCUCGAGCCAAACCACCCAAGCCCUCGCCACGGAAGAUGAACGACACCUAUGCCGUCGUCAACAAGUCCAAGCAGGCUCUCACCGCGCCAACGCACCAUUAUGACAACACUGAGUCGGGAGGGCCCAAAGGGAAGGCGCCGAGCGCCUCCGCGGCUCAAGCUGGCAGCGAACUCUACAGCAUCGUGAAGCCCAAAGGGAGGCCUGGCGCUCGCUCCCCCACGCCCCUCACCGGGCCCAUCUACGACACGGCAGGAGUGGGCAAGCAGCGGGCAGGAGAGGCACCGGCGGCGGCGGCGGCCAAAGACCACGGCGAUUACGAGCUGGUGCCAGGGAAGUGUGGACCUCCCUCUAGAGAGACUCAGGUGAAGAUGCCCGGCACCAAAGCAAAGACGGAAAGCGUCGCAUCGCAAGAUGAUGAUUACGAGUAUGUGUCGUGUCCCCUCAAAGAGUCCAACAGGGCAGCAGACAGCUUCUGCACUUCUGGAAGCCUAGCCUUCAACUGCAGGAUUAAGAAGCCCAAAGGGCCCAGAGACCCUCCGGCGGAAUGGAGCCGAGCGGAGCGAUGAUGAGAGGGAGCCGGAGAGGCACAGGCUCGUCUUCUCCUCCUACUGACAUACACUCUGUUUGGGGUGCUGGGGGUUUAGGACAGUGAGUGGCGUAGGAUUGGCCAUGGGAUUUCAGUACACUUACAGUAGUUGCUUGGGUUUGUAAUUCAUUUUGUGGUGUGAGUCUCUAGACUAUGUAUAUUAAUUGUAGGGAAGUAUCAUUUGUAAAUAGUGAUUAUUUAAUGUAAUUAUUAUAUAAUAAACUGAAUUUGGUUGGGGA